UCACUGGACUAAACAUGCUGAAAUCCAACUCCCCGAAGCUGAUGUACUAUCUAAACUACAGGGAACCCAGGAAGGCUGUUCUCUAUAAAGGCUCCACGGGCCUGGGCUUCAACAUUGUAGGUGGUGAAGAUGGCGAGGGGAUUUUUGUCUCCUUCAUCCUGGCAGGAGGGCCCGCUGACUUAAACGGAGAGCUGAGACGAGGUGACCAGAUCUUAUCGGUAAAUGGAAUUGACCUACGAGGAGCCACACAUGAACAAGCAGCAGCAGCACUGAAAGGAGCUGGACAGGUUGUCACAAUCGUUGCCCAGUAUAGACCGGAAGAGUAUGGCCAUUUUGAAGCCAAAAUCCAUGAUCUACGGGAACAGAUGAUGAACCACAGCAUGAGUUCUGGGUCGGGAUCCCUGCAAACCAUUCAAAAGAGAUUGCUCUAUGUGAGGGCACUGUUUGACUAUGAAAAGUCAAAGGACAGUGGCCUCCCCAGCCAAGGGCUCAGCUUCAGGUAUGGGGACAUCCUACAUGUCAUCAAUGCCUCAGAUGAUGAAUGGUGGCAAGCCCGCUUUGUCACCCCGCAUGGGGACAGUGAGGAAAUGGGUGUUAUCCCCAGCAAGAGACGGAUGGAAAGGAAAGAACGGGCACGUCUCAAGACUGUGAAAUUCAAUGCCAAGCCAGGGUCAUUUGAAUCAAAAGGGGACAUCCUGGGGAUUGGUGAUGAUGGGUAUAGGACAAAGACAUUCAGGUGUCAAGAGGAUGUUAUUCUCUCCUAUGAACCUGUGAUGCGGCAAGAAAUAAAUUAUGCCAGACCCAUCAUAAUCCUCGGACCAUUGAAGGACAGAAUUUAUGAUGAUCUGAUAUCAGAAUUCCCAGACAAGUUUGGGUCUUGUGUGCCACAUACCACUCGGCCAAAGAGGGACUAUGAGUUGAACGGGCAAGACUACCACUUUGUGAUGUCCAGGGAUCAAAUGGAGAAGGACAUCCAAGAGCACAAGUUCAUUGAGGCGGGAGAGUACAAUGAUCAUCUAUAUGGAACAAGUGUCCAGUCUGUGAAAUAUGUGGCUGAAAGGGGCCAAUACUGCAUUCUGGAUGUGUCUGCAAAUGCCAUCAAACAACUACAAGUGGCACAACUGAAUCCCAUCGCCAUCUUCAUGAAACCAAAGUCUAUCGAUUCAUUAAUGGACAUGAAUAAGAGCCUGAAAGAGGAACAAGCCAAGAAGACCUUUGAACGGGCUCUGAAGAUGGAGCAGGAGUUUGGUGAAUCCUUCACAGCCAUGGUUCAAGGAAACACCUUCGAGGAUAUUUAUAAAACCUGCAAACAAGUCAUAGAAAGACAUUCUGGACCGUACAUCUGGAUCCCCUCAAAGGAGAAACUAUAACUUUGUUGAAGUUGUGAAGUGUAUUGUGUAUGUGCUUAUGUUGCUGAGGUUUUUUUCAUAGUUUUUUCCUCCUUUCCUCUCCUCACGUUGUGCUGUAUUUCUUUUCUUUCAUCUCUGUCUCCCUGUCCCCCUGUCCUGUCCACCUCUGUCAUAUUGGAUGUGUGUUUAAGUAUACGUUUUGGACGGGUUGAUGGCUAACUUCGUUGUCCUAGUACUUGUUACUCUGUAAUGACAAUAAAGGAAAUCUGAAUAAUAACUAGUCACGCUGGAAUGGAGUCUGGACAGCUAGAAACGACUAAUGAGUUGUAAGAUAUAACCAUAGUCUUCAUUAACAAGAAUUGUGUAUAUAUUUCAGGUAUUUUUUAAAAUAUUUUUAGUUUUGUUCGGUUAUUGUUUCAAUUUUCAUGUGCCAUUAUUGUUUCUGAAUGUAGUCCACAAAGCAAAAUCUAUAACAUAAACUAUUUGCUGAUUUUUACUUAAACAAAAACUAAAAGAAUUGAAUGAAAGCUAAUUCAAUUAAGUCUGUCCACAACGACACUAUGAAUUCUGAGCUUGUUUAUGCAAAUUUGAGCCAGCGUGAAGUCACCCCCCGAAUGAGUCAGACAAUUGUUAUUACACGAUUGUAUCAAUGCCUGGAGUGAAUAAAACUCUGAUGUGUUUUGUUUUUUAAUGAUGACAAACUAUUAUACAAAAUAUUUUUCAGGCUAUAUCAUUUAUCACUAAAACAUCAUUAAAGAUAAAUACAUCCUGCAAGCAUGAAAUUCUUUUAACAGGCUACUAGCCGAGGCUAUUAAAUGUUGUAUUCUGCCAUUAAAUUUAACGCGCCGCUGUUAUCCAACUCCGACACCAGUGGUAACUCAAUGUCUCUUCCAUCGCUGGUUCUGCCCGAAUAGAAACAAUUCUGCCACACACACCUCUUUCGGGACAGAAUUCUUACUAAA
Messenger RNA from Centropristis striata (black sea bass), 2311 nucleotides. RefSeq names its product disks large homolog 2-like. Gene Ontology annotation, molecular function: protein binding. Gene Ontology annotation, cellular component: postsynaptic density membrane; neuromuscular junction; neuron projection. Bases 15 to 1370 code for a protein of 451 amino acids. The transcript is spliced from 12 exons. NCBI's taxonomy places the organism in Eukaryota, Metazoa, Chordata, Actinopteri, Perciformes, Serranidae. The record is from RefSeq and is a predicted model, not a curated record. Gene Ontology annotation, biological process: chemical synaptic transmission.